Molecule: messenger RNA, 5243 nt
Organism: Mizuhopecten yessoensis (Yesso scallop)
Lineage: Eukaryota; Metazoa; Mollusca; Bivalvia; Pectinida; Pectinidae
Product: RE1-silencing transcription factor A-like
Exons: 2
Coding region: 959-1957 (332 amino acids)
Source: RefSeq, a predicted model, not a curated record
UGAAGAAGGUAAUUGUGGUUUUGUUGGCGAACAGUUUACUACCAUCAAGGACAAUCAUUUGAGAUAACUGGACAAGGUUUAAAUGUAUGAGGAACAAAAGUAUCAUUGGAAACAUUAGAAGAUAGAAUAAUCUCAUAUCUUUUAUGCCUUAAUAUAUUCAUAUCAGCAACAAUGCAUGUGAAAGCCAUCGUGUUGACUUAAAUGCCUUACCGGAUAUAUAUACAUGUGUGUGUUUAUUUUCAUAUGCUUGUGUAACUCUAGAAUGAUUAUACAGCUUCAUUGAUAAUACUGGAUGAAACUAAAUGGUUUGCACUGUGUUCAUUAGUCCGCCUGUGUAUUACUUUGUAUGGUUAAUAUCUCAUGUCCCCUGGUAUCUGCUAGUGUUAAAUCGUGUGUGGGAGUACCUUAUAGGCUUAUGAUAGAGUGCAACAUACUAAAAUUGCAUCUCAUGCUCCAUUGUACACAGAGUUAUGGCCCUUUGUUUACUGAUUUUAUUCUGAACAGGCUGUAUCUUAUAUACUUUGCCAGCUACAAUUAUCAAGUAUUACCAAAUAAUCAUUUGUGAAUACUUCUUAAGAUUGCUGUGUGUCAUGUACUAAAAUGGAGUCUCGUGUCACCCUAGAAAUAGAGUUAUGGCCCUUUGUUAUUUACAUUUGUUAUCAAAGUUUACCCAGAGGUGAGGGGCUAUUGAUUGCUUGAUAUACUUAGCCUUUUUAUACAUGUACUGUAAAGCACAUCAUAGUAAUUAUGUUAAUUGCAUAGGUGCUAUAUCAAUGUUGUAUAACUUAUUAAUCAAUAUUUAUUAUUUAGGAUCCGGCCCCUCUCCUGUAGGCUUGCAUUAGUCCCUUGGUAAUGACGUCAUGUUGGGUAUAAAUGGGCAAAAAGACUUAUUUUACUAUGAUUGUCCUAGGGUCCUGCUGGCUCCUUGGAAGUUAGUCUUUUGGUUAAAACCGUAUUUAUGUGCUUGCUUGACAUGAUGACCCAAUCAUUCUACAAGAGAAAAAGCCCUGCUGCUGGGGAUAGUCCCAGGGUAAUAACAUGGGUGGUCGGGGAUAGUCCCAGUGUUAUAACAUGGGUGGUCGGGGAUAGUCCCAGGGUUAUAACAUGGGUGGUCGGGGAUAGUCCUAGGGUUAUAACAUGGGUGGUUGGGGAUAUUCCCAGGUUUAUAACAUGGGUCGGGGAUAGUCCCAGGGAUAUAACAUGGGUGGUCGGGGAUAGUCCCAGGGUUAUAACAUGGGUGGUUGGGGAUAGUCCCAGGGUUAUAACAUUGGUCGGGGAUAGUCCCAGGGUUAUAACAUUGGUCGUGGAAAGUCCCAGGGAUAUAACAUGGGUGGUCGGGGAUAGUCCCAGGGUUAUAACAUGGGUGGUUGGGGAUAUUCCCAGGGCUAUAACAUGGGUGGUCAGGGAUAGUCCCAGGGUUAUAACAUUGGUCGGGGAUAGUCCCAGAGUUAUAACAUGGGUGGUUGGGGAUAGUCCCAGAGUUAUAACAUGGGUGGUCGUGGAUAGUCCCAGGGUUAUAACAUGGGUGGUCGGGGAUAGUCCCAGUGUUAUAACAUUGGUCGGGGAUAGUCCCAGGGUUAUAACAUGGGUGGUCGGGGAUAGUCCCAGGGUUAUAACAUUGGUCGGGGAUAGUCCCAGAGUUAUAACAUGGGUUGUCGGGGAUAGUCCCAGGGCUAUAACAUGGGUGGUCGGGGAUAGUCCCAGGUUUAUAACAUUGGUCGGGGAUAGUCCCAGAGGUAUAACAUGGGUGGUCGGGGAUAGUCCCAGGGGUAUAACAUGGGUGGUUGGGGAUAUUCCCAGGGCUAUAACAUGGGUGGUCAGGGAUAGUCCCAGGGUUAUAACAUGGGUGGUUGGGGAUAGUCCCAGGGUUAUAACAUUCUUCCUACUUGUUCAGAGUGGUUGCACAUUUUCAUUGUUAUGCUCUUUAGUAUUUAAAAAAAAGAAAAACCUAGGCUAAUUUACUUUUAUUUUGUUUAACCUUUAAAUUCAAUGUAGUUUUGCUUUUUACAUUAUGAGGUUUGGUUUUACUAAUAUGCAAAGCCUUUGAGCGAGCAAUCACCAACACUGACCAACGGUCAUUUCUGGGUGACCAAUCGCCAACACUGACCAACGGUCAUGUCUGGGUGACCAAUCACCAACACUGACCAAUGGGCAUUUCUGGAUGUUGUAGGCCAUCACAAUCACAGAUGAUCGGCCAUGUAUAGAUAUAUGUAAGUUUAUUUCAAUCUGUCACAUCGGCCAUGUAUAGAUAUAUGUAAGUUUAUUUCAAUCUGUCACAUCGGCCAUGUAUAGAUAUUUGUAAGUUUAUUUCAAUCUGUCACAUCGGCCAUGUAUAGAUAUUUGUAAGUUUAUUUCAAUCUGUCACAUCGGCCAUGUAUAGAUAUUUGUAAGUUUAUUUCAAUCUGUCACAUCGGCCAUGUAUAGAUAUUUGUAAGUUUAUUUCAAUCUGUCACAUCGGCCAUGUAUAGAUAUUUGUAAGUUUAUUUCAAUCUGUCACAUCGGCCAUGUAUAGAUAUUUGUAAGUUUAUUUCAAUCUGUCACAUCGGCCAUGUAUAGAUAUUUGUAAGUUUAUUUCAAUCUGUCACAUCGGCCAUGUAUAGAUAUUUGUAAGUUUAUUUCAAUCUGUCACAUCGGCCAUGUAUAGAUAUUUGUAAGUUUAUUUCAAUCUGUCACAUCGGCCAUGUAUAGAUAUUUGUAAGUUUAUUUCAAUCUGUCACAUCGGCCAUGUAUAGAUAUUUGUAAGUUUAUUUCAAUCUGUCACAUCGGCCAUGUAUAGAUAUUUGUAAGUUUAUUUCAAUCUGUCACAUCGGCCAUGUAUAGAUAUUUGUAAGUUUAUUUCAAUCUGUCACAUCGGCCAUGUAUAGAUAUUUGUAAGUUUAUUUCAAUCUGUCACAUCGGCCAUGUAUAGAUAUUUGUAAGUUUAUUUCAAUCUGUCACAUCGGCCGUGUAUAGAUAUUUGUAAGUUUAUUUCAAUCUGUCACAUCGGCCGUGUAUAGAUAUUUGUAAGUUUAUUUCAAUCUGUCACAUCGGCCAUGUACAGAUAUUUGUAAGUUUAUUUCAAUCUGUCACCACGGUCACUAGUCCUAGAAUUCCAGUAAGCUCGCUAGUCCCCUGAAUAUAUCUAUGUCAUCUGCUAAUAUACUAAGAAAUUUUCAUUGUUAUAUUUGUUAUGUCACGAACCUUUGUAUGUUUGCUUAUAAAUGUGUUGUAUAUAAACUCAAUUCAAUGUUUAUAUUUACCUAGUUCUUGGUAAAUGUCAUAGAUUGGACCAGUUGUGAAGGAAGUACUGUGGUAAGAUUUUGCCAUGAUGCAGUGUCUGUCGGUCAACUUUAAAGAAACACAACUUUGGAAUAGCCAAAAGGCUUAGGGUCAUGAUAUAGUUUCACAGUAGCAUACAAGGAUGAAAGGCUGUCAAAUUUAUUCCAAUAAAAGACCUUUGCCCAUUUUCAAAUUCAUAGAUGUCAAAUGAGUCAAAUCUGAAUAAUUGAAGGGGGAUAUGGUCAUGUUUGGCAUGUAUCCUGCUAGGUGAAGAGCUUUACAGAACUCCCUGAGUUGUAGAGAGGCACUAUUAAACCUGUAGUUUAGUUUGCUAGAUAUCAAGUAACAGGUGAGCGAUACAGGCCCAUUAUGCUUCUUGUUUAGUAUUUUGUCAAGUCAUUAAUGUUAUACAUGAUUGCAUAAAUAAUCUGCCUAGAAACAAAUGUUGUGUAGAAUACAAUGUGACAGACCAUGGGAGAUUGUUCCUAUUAGGGUAGUUUGUUGUGCAUUUGACAAAUGUGGCUGCUUUUUUUUUAUUGUUUUAUUUAUUAUAAUAUUGAUUCUGUGAUAAGAUUAAUCUUAAGGUAAAGGGUACCACUAUAACCAUGGAGAAGAGUUUGAAUCAGAGUUCUCUCCCUUCUAUAUAGAACAUGAAGCAACCAAAAACAGGAUUUUUUCUGACUUGGAGUGACUUCCCCUGUAAAGUUAUUUCAAGGCUUUGCAGACCUUAAAUUGGACAUUUGACACCUUGCAUUUAAGAUUCCUGGAUGUCAACAUUGGUAGGGUGUGUGGGAUUUGUAAUGUAAGGGCCCGAGUUCUACCCCUGGAGGUAAGGUGUGUUGGAUUUGUAAUGUAAGGGCCCAAGUUCUACCCCUGGAGGUAGGGAGUGUGGGAUUUGUAAUGUAAGGGCCCGAGUUCUACCCCUGGAGGUAAGGUGUGUUGGAUUUGUAAUGUAAGGGCCCAAGUUCUACCCCUGGAGGUAGGGUGUGUGGGAUUUGUAAUGUAAGGGCCUGAGUUCUACCCCUGGAGGUAAGGUGUGUGGGAUAUGUAAUGUAAGGGCCCAAGUUCUACCCCUGGAGGUAGGGUGUGUGAGAUUUGUAAUGUAAGGGCCCGAGUUCUACCCCUGGAGGUAGGGGGUGUGGGAUUUGUAAUGUAAGGGCCCGAGUUCUACCCCUGGAGGUAGGGGGUGUGGGAUUUGUAAUGUAAGGGCCCGAGUUCUUCCCCUGGAGGUAAGGUGUGUGGGAUUUGUAAUGUAAGGGCCCUAGUUCUACCCCUGGAGGUAGGGUGUGUGGGAUUUGUAAUGUAAGGGCCCAAGUGCUACCCCUGGAGGUAGGGUGUGUGGGAUUUGUAAUGUAAGGGCCUGAGUUCUACCCCUGGAGGUAAGGUGUGUGGGAUUUGUAAUGUAAGGGCCCGAAUUUUACCCCUGGAGGUAGGGUGUGUGGUAUUUGUAAUAUAAGGGCCCAAGUUCUUUUGAAAAGGGCUUGAAUAUUUCACAUUAAUAAUAUUUUAUAUUGUAAUAAUAUAGUUUAUCUUGUUGGUAUUCUUUACUUUCAUUUAUUGAAAUUGAUGACAUGAGUUGUAUAUAAUGAGUUUUUAAUCAGACUUCUUUCAAUGCUUACAAACUUCCUGUUUACGGACUCGUUUUAGUACAGCAUUUUGACGGUGUGAGAACAAAGUUUAACUUUACAUGUAUGUAGAUGUAACUGCUUGUUAAAGUGUUAUUAUAAGGCAUUGUUUUGGAUGUGGUUUACAUUAAUUUCUAAUCAGUAUGUUGUAUGAUAACAAAGUUACAAAGGUUUAUAUGGAGGUUGAUGGUUUUUAUGUAAAAAAAAUUGAGAAAAAAAUGAGAUUAAAAUUGGAAUUUACAAACAUAAAUUAUUAUAAUAUAAAAUUAACUGUAGAACAUUUCAUAUUAAUUCUUGUGUUAGAAGAAAUGAUAUACUGUUCUUUGCAUUUACACGUAUUAAUAAAUGAUACAAAAAUCA